Messenger RNA from Tribolium madens (black flour beetle), 839 nucleotides. Its product is annotated as glutathione S-transferase 1-like. Bases 103 to 759 code for a protein of 218 amino acids. NCBI's taxonomy places the organism in Eukaryota, Metazoa, Arthropoda, Insecta, Coleoptera, Tenebrionidae. The record is from RefSeq and is a predicted model, not a curated record. Gene Ontology annotation, biological process: glutathione metabolic process. Gene Ontology annotation, molecular function: glutathione transferase activity. The transcript is spliced from 3 exons.
GUGCAAAAGUUAAUAAAUUUUGUGAAUGAUCAUUAAAGAAUUAUUUGCGUUGAAGUUAGCAAACUAUAGUGGAAGUUUACUUGUUCAUCGAGCGGCAAAAUCAUGGCUCCUACUUUAUAUAUGAUUCAAGCGAGCCCUCCAGUCAGAGCAGUUUUGAUUACGGCGAAAGCUAUUGGUCUUGAUUUAAAUGAAAAAGACAUCAACUUUUUUCAAGAUGAACACUUGAAACCACACUUUCUUAAAUUAAACCCUCAACACACUAUUCCCACAUUGGAAGAUGAAGAUGGAUUUGCAAUUUGGGACAGUCAUGCAAUUAUGACUUACCUAGUAUCAAAAUAUGCCAAGGACGACUCUGUUUAUCCUGAAGAUCUUAAAAAACGAGCGGUUGUAAAUCAACGUCUUUUUUUCGAAUCUGGUGUGAUAUUUUUCCAUAUGAGAAAUAUUGCACGAUCUCUUCUUGUUCAUUGUCAAAACUUUAUAAACGAAGAAGAUAAAGAAGGUAUGAUCGAAGGCUUUGGUUUGUUGGAAAAAUUUCUAGAAGGGAAAAGAUGGGCUGCUGGUGAUUUUGUCAGUCUUGCUGACUACAGUUUAAUAUCUUCCGUUGGUACUGCUGCAUCUAUAAUACCAGUAGAUUCGGAGAAAUAUCCGAAAUUGACAGCCUGGAUGAAGAGAUGUGAGGAAUUGCCAGAAUAUGAAGCAAAUGCGAAAGGUUUUAAAGAAGCAGCCGAAAUGCUUAAAAUUAGAUUAACCAGAAAGUGAAAUGAUAAGCGCAAUAAAUCGAUAAUGUAAUUCAGUAAUACAAAUAUUUUUAUUUCUAAUAAAGAUUGCAAAAAGCAAAA